GCUUCAUUUCUCGGCAGAUUCCCAGCGCCCGACCAACUUCCCCACCCCGACGCAGGCCCACAGGCCUUAAAGCACACGCGUUUCCAGCACACGACGGAAUUCCGCGGCCACGUCCGCCACGACCCUAGUCCCGCCCCGCGCCGCCCUCCAGCCCCCGGCCGUCCUCCGGGCUCCGCGCGUCCGGCACCGGGCCCUGCGUCUGCGCGUCGCGGCCAGCGCGGGGCGGGGCGAACCCUGCCUGGCGGAAGGGGUGGGGCAGGGCCGCACUUCCGUGGCUUCGGGAGGGGAAUCACAAAUCACAUUGAGCCAAAAAAACAUCCAGUGUUUUCUGCAGUUACAAACAAAAUGAAUAUUCCCAUGCUACUACAACACCCUCACCGGCAUUUCCUAAAAGGCCUUUUAAGAACACCUUUUCGACGUUACCACUUCAUCUUUCACUCAAGUAGUCAUCGCGGAUCAGGAGUCCCUUGUGCUCAGCCAUUUAAUUCUCCUGGACUCCAUUGUACAAAAUGGAUGCUGCUGUCAAAUGGUUUAAAGAGAAAAUUAUGUGUACAAACAACUUUAAAGGAACACACAGAAGAACUUUCUGAUAAAGAACAAAGAUUUGUGGAUAAACUUUAUACCGGUUUAAUCCAAGGGCACAGGGCCUGCUUAGCAGAGGCCAUAACUCUUAUAGAAUCAACCCACAAGAGGAAAAAAGAGUUAGCCCAGGUGCUUCUUCAGAAAGUAUUAGUCUACCAUAAAGAACAAGAACAAAUAAAUAAAGGAAAACCACUAGCAUUCCGAGUGGGAUUGUCUGGGCCCCCUGGUGCUGGAAAAUCAACCUUCAUAGAAUAUUUUGGAAAAAUGCUGACUGAGAGAGGGCACAAAUUAUCCGUGCUAGCUGUGGACCCUUCUUCUUGUACCAGUGGUGGAUCACUCUUAGGUGAUAAAACCCGAAUGACUGAGUUAUCAAGAGAUAUGAAUGCAUACAUCAGGCCAUCUCCUACUAGAGGGACUUUAGGAGGUGUGACAAGGACCACAAAUGAAGCCAUUCUGUUGUGCGAAGGAGGGGGAUAUGACAUCAUUCUUAUUGAAACUGUAGGUGUGGGUCAGUCGGAGUUUGCUGUUGCUGAUAUGGUUGACAUGUUUGUUUUACUACUGCCACCAGCAGGAGGAGAUGAAUUGCAGGGUAUCAAAAGAGGCAUAAUUGAGAUGGCAGAUCUGGUAGCUAUAACUAAAUCUGAUGGAGACUUGAUCGUGCCAGCUCGAAGGAUGCAAGCAGAGUACGUGAGUGCACUGAAAUUACUCCACAGGCGUUCAGAAGUCUGGAGACCAAAGGUAAUUCGUAUUUCUGCCAGAAGUGGAGAGGGGAUCACUGAAAUGUGGGAUAAAAUGAAAGAAUUCCAGGACCUCAUGCUCGCCAGUGGGGAGCUGACUGCCAAACGACAGAAGCAGCAGAAAGUUUGGAUGUGGAAUCUCAUUCAGGAAAGUGUGUUAGACCAUUUCAGGACCCAUCCCGCAGUCCGGGAGCAGAUUCCUCUUCUGGAAAAAAAGGUUCUCAGUGGAGCCCUGUCCCCAGGACUAGCCGCAGAUGUGUUGUUGAAAACUUUUAAAAGCAGAGACUUGUGAAAUGUAUCCUAUAUGAUGAUUUUAUAUGACAUUGCAUAAAGUAUUUUAAUAUUAAAGGUCACUUAUAUGCCUGUA
Molecule: messenger RNA, 1686 nt
Organism: Leopardus geoffroyi (Geoffroy's cat)
Lineage: Eukaryota; Metazoa; Chordata; Mammalia; Carnivora; Felidae
Gene: MMAA
Product: metabolism of cobalamin associated A
Exons: 7
Coding region: 346-1611 (421 amino acids)
Cellular component (GO): cytoplasm
Molecular function (GO): GTPase activity; GTP binding
Source: RefSeq, a predicted model, not a curated record